CUCUCCUUGGGGUAUUUAGCACCAAUUUAUGUUUUCCAAAUGGAACGACAACCUACUGAGUUGCAGUUAGAAAAUCUGUAUAAAUAGUUUGCCUCGAUCCGGAUUCUUCAUCAGUCGCAAUUCGAUUGUCUAGAAGCAAAUCUCAAAAAAUCAAAAUGAAAUUCUUCGUUGUAUUGUUCGCCUUCAUCGCCGCUGCUUCAGCUGGUUUGCUCGCCCCAUAUCCUGAUGCUGCCGUCCUUUCCGUCCAUGAAUCCGCCUCCCCAUUGAUCACCACCCUCCACCAUACCGGAGCCGUUGUUGCCCCAGCUGCUGCCAUCACCUAUGCCGCCCCAGCUGUCUAUGCUGCCCCAUCUUACGGUUAUGCUCAUGGAUACGGAAUCCCAAUCUGGAGGAAGAAGCGCGCAGAACAAUAAACGAUUUUGAUUAAUAAAUUAUAAAAAAAAUA
Hermetia illucens (black soldier fly) is the source of this 445-nucleotide messenger RNA. Its product is annotated as cuticle protein 38-like. The record is from RefSeq and is a predicted model, not a curated record. The coding region runs from base 156 to 413 and encodes 85 amino acids. Lineage: Eukaryota; Metazoa; Arthropoda; Insecta; Diptera; Stratiomyidae. The transcript has 2 exons.